AUGCUGAGCUUUACUUUUCUUCCUUGGAAUGUUGGAUAUUUCUUAUAUGCAUAUGGCACCAUCUUCAUUAUUAUCCUAAUUAUCUGGCUAGUGAAAAGGAGUUACCAUGGAUUAAGAUUGGGACCUAAAAUGAGCUUCUGCUUGUGUCACCCAAAACUCAGGCAAAUGGCUAAAGAUGCAGCAUCAAGAGCUAGGAGACAUUCCUGCAAAGAAACUGAGAAGCCAUGGGAGCUGCUCUCUGUCAUGAAAAGCCAGGGUUGGCUUCCUCAAGAUGGAAGUGUGCGGAAGCUCCUGUGUGCAGAUACCUACUGCCAAAUCUGCAAUGCCAUGGCUCUGGAGAUCCAGCAGUUGCUGGUGGGUGAGAACACCCUGAUCUCUGCCACUUUACCAGGGCCAUCAGAUGCCUCCCCUUGCCUAGAGAUUUUAUUCAAGUCCAAUGUGUCUUUUGAGCAGAGUCUGGAGCAUCAUUCCACAUGCUCUCAAGAGUUUUCACUUCCAUCUGCAACCCACACAGUGUCAAAAUUAACAGCUGAGAAAUCCUUAUCUGGGACUGUUACCCAGUCAGCUGGUGAAUCAACUGAUUCAGAGAGUAUGCAAGAUUACUGGGCUGAAAAUGUCCAGCUAGGACAGAAAUUUCAAGUGACAGAAAUGCCCAAGGUCCAUAAGGCUAUGUCUUCUUCAAACUUCAAGGGACCUAGGAUUCCAGUGAACCAGCAGGAGAUUAUACAACACAACCUCAACCAUGUGUAUGGGAACCAAGAUCAGCAGCCCUUGUAUCCCCAGGUCUCUCUGCUGACCCUGAACCAAGAAAUCACUACCCUGACACAUUCUAUGGCCUUGCCUAUGGUCACUAUCCUCCCCACCCUUCUGCCAUUCUCCAGUCCUGAAGUCAUGCAGCUUCUUGAGGUACAUGUAAAAAAAUGGAUGCAUUUCCAGAGGUGGGGGCUGCCCAGACGUGUAGAGGAGUCCCUGAGGCAGCUUAUACCAAACCCAUUACUGUUUUACCAACCUGUAAACAACCAACCAGUUUCCCUCAUCCAAAAUGAUAUUGCUGAAUUCUCUGUAGAGAAAUUUGCAACAAUUUCCCACCAGACCUGGGGAUCAUAUAUGGCUGGCCAGGCUAUCCAAGCAUUCUGGGUUUCUGAAUGGUCCAUUAUGGACCCAAUACGAAGACACUACUACCAGCAAAAUCCAAACCAUGUGGCUCUAACCUUCCCCUCUCAAGCCCUUAAAGACUUAAGUGGCCUCUAUCCACUUCCUGGGCAACAGCCGAAUGACUCAAUGGGUCAUGUACAGCAGAAAUCUAUCCAGCUAUUCUGUGGCCUCCCUUUUCUGCACAGUGAGUCUCUGGCUGACACCUUUUUGGGCUCUCAAGUUCAUUCCACAAACAGGAGCAUGUCCAAGCACCCCUUGAAGGAUCCUUUUCUUUUCAAGGGGAUCUCCUCCACCCCUCUGCUGCCUAAAGUCCCACCCCAGUCAGCCCCACACUCUUCUCCAUCUUCCCCAAAUUGGAUCAUGCCAUCUGACCAUCAACAAGCUCUGAUCAAUGUCCCAUUUCUGACUCUGGCCAAGUGUGAAGCUUUAGAGUGGCACCUGCUGCAGAGGCAGCUCCAGCGUCAGUGGGUUUUGCCAGCUGUUUUCCAGAGAGCUCUGCACACACAGAGCCCCGUGCUAUCUAAGUCCUGUGACACAGCCCAGUCUCCUCAGACUGUGAAAACUUCCCAGCUAAGAAAGUCCAUCUCCAUCCUCUCAAGGGAAAUAUUCUUGCCCGAGCAUACCCGGAGGCUACUGGAAUUCCACCUCCAGAGGCAGUUGAUUCACCAUCGCUGGGGCCUGCCACACAUGAUUCAGCAGUCCUUCCAGUUGAUCCUGUCCCCCACUCAUCAGCAGGCUCCAUCCUGGAGCAGCACAGCCCUAGCCAAUGUGAGUGUUCUCCCACCCUCAGACACAGAGACCACUGGUGCCGGUGACUCUUUCUCACCCUUUAAAGAACCAGCAUCAGUCCUCAUGCCACACUUAUUUGACCAGGUCAAGGCAAUACUGCAGAGCCACAUCGACUCCAAAUGUGGGCAGAUUCAUGAAGGCAAGGUCCCUGCCCAUGUGUAUAGGUCUUGUGAGUGCAUCAUUCCUAGGGGCCCCGAAAUGUCUCCCUUCACCUGCAUCGCAGAAAGCAAGCCUCUGGUGAUACAGGCAGCAACCGACCCUGACCAACAACAGAAAGUUAUGCCCUGGAUGCUGAGAGUUCUUGAUCAGCAACAACAGACCUCACUAGAUGUUGUCACUGAACAUCCUAAGCUACCCCAAGCCCUGUCCAAGGAAGCCACUGAGAAACUGGAGAUGACUUUGAGGCACAAGUAUCUGGCCUUCUUGUCAGGGCUGCCUCCUCUUUACUAUGUGCCUUCUUCCAAGGCCAUGGCCCAAGCAAGCACUACUCAAACUACGAUCACAGAGGUGGUCCCUGAGCCUGUCAAGAUCUUAACAGAACCUCUGACUGAAAUGGUCUUACCUGUAGAGCAGCAUCUAAGUCCUGGGCCAUGCUUGCAAGAUACCAAUGAGACUUGUGCAGAAAUUGCAGAUGAGGUUCAGCCUGUAGCACAGGUGGAAGAAAUGGUUGAAAUGGAGCCUCUAGAAAGCCAGCCAGAGCCUGCUAGGCCCUACUUACUCAAGCCCAUCUUGAACAAACUAAAUUUUCACCUGAGAAGGAAGAUCCUAGAGAUACAAUGGGGAAUUCCCGCAAAGGCGAUGGAGUCCAGGGAACAAACUGUAGCAAUCCCAGAGAACACAUCUACACAGCAGUCUCUUGGGAGUCUAAACAACCAAGAAAAAACAUUGUUCCAGGAACGGCCCAUCCUACCAGACGCUCCCCAUAUCCCAGAUUCAAAAUGUCUCUACUUUAAGGAACAGCUGGCCAUUGAGUUAAAGACAGUGCAGCAGAACCAGAAACAACCUAGUUCCAGAGCAGCACCCCAUAGUUCUGCCGGCAGGCCCUCCAAGAUGUCACAGCCAGUUGGAGACACGACAGAGGGCCCGGUGCUUUGUGUUCAGUUGGAGGCCAGUCCGAACAACCCCAGCCUGAAGGAGCCCUGGAGCCCUGAGGCCCAAAGCCCUGGCAAGAGCAAGGACUCAGCCCAAAUCCCCAUGCUGGCUGAAAAGAAAGAGGACCUAGGGAAAAGCAAAUUGGCAGGAUACCAUGGAGAAGGAGAUGCAGGGUUUCUGCUCUCCUCAACAAGAGUAAAGAGCCACCCUGCUAAAGCCCAGAGGCCUGAAAGGAUGCUUCUGAACAGGACCCCCCAAAGCCCCUGGCCACAGAAACAUAGCUUUCAACUUGAUGCUCCUUGUCAACACAGUUCCCAGCAUUGCCCUCAGCUUAAGUCCCCAGAGCUACCUCUAGGAGUCCCUGGGGGCAAAGAAUCUAAGAAGAAUGACCUGCUAGACAGUCAAACCAGGCUCAAUGUCAGCCUCAAACAAGUAAGGAUUCCUAAGAAUGCCCAGGCUGUGGAGCCCCAGGCACCACUGGACCAGCCAGUCCAGGCCCAACUCAUUCAGCAUAAGCCAUUGCAGGGCCAAACUUUGCAAGUUCAGGUUUUUCAGCAGCAGGUGAUACCAGCCCAUACUCACGGCCUUCCAGAAUUGGGUUUGAGAAAUAAGAUGAAAUCCUUUCUGCAGCUUAUAAACCUCAAGGCCAAAGGCAAAGGGCACAAGGAAUCCAUGUUUUCGACAGCUGUGAAAGUGGUCAACACCAGAAAAGAAAGUGUAGCAAAGAGGCUGGCUCCAUGCAAAAGUCCCGUGGAGCAAACUAAGACAGAGAAGAAGACACGAGGGGACUCCAAGGCCCAAUCGCUCCCCACUGAGAAGAAGGUGGGCCUGGCCUCCUUGGAUGGCUCUCAGUCCCCAGACUGUAAGCUUCGGCACCGCUUCUGCUCCCAUAAACCCCCCUCUGCCUCAAGCUUGGGCCACCCCCGCCACUGCCCUCGGCACUGUCCUAGAGUGGCUUGUGUCUCCCAACCUGGGUACCCACCCUAA
Molossus molossus (Pallas's mastiff bat) is the source of this 4023-nucleotide messenger RNA. RefSeq names its product protein FAM205A-like. The transcript has 4 exons. Lineage: Eukaryota; Metazoa; Chordata; Mammalia; Chiroptera; Molossidae. The coding region runs from base 1 to 4023 and encodes 1340 amino acids. The record is from RefSeq and is a predicted model, not a curated record.